Panicum hallii is the source of this 1055-nucleotide messenger RNA. Its product is annotated as probable cytokinin riboside 5'-monophosphate phosphoribohydrolase LOGL1. Lineage: Eukaryota; Viridiplantae; Streptophyta; Magnoliopsida; Poales; Poaceae. Gene Ontology annotation, cellular component: cytosol; nucleus. Gene Ontology annotation, biological process: cytokinin biosynthetic process. The transcript has 7 exons. The coding region runs from base 90 to 749 and encodes 219 amino acids. Gene Ontology annotation, molecular function: hydrolase activity, hydrolyzing N-glycosyl compounds. The record is from RefSeq and is a predicted model, not a curated record.
CCCAAAAGCGGAUAGCACGCGCACGCAGAGGCGAAGCCGAACACCCCUUCCCCGCCCCGCCGCCGCCGCCCGCCCCGCGCUUCUACGCCAUGGGCGACACCAGCGCGGCGGACGCGCCGGCGGCGAGCAGGUUCGGCAGGAUCUGCGUCUUCUGCGGCAGCAACCCCGGCAACCGCGCGGUCUUCGGGGACGCCGCGCUCGGCCUCGGGAAAGAGCUGGUGGCGAGGGGGAUCGAUUUGGUCUACGGCGGCGGCAGCGUCGGGCUCAUGGGCCUGAUCGCGCAGACGGUUCUUGAUGGAGGCUGCAGUGUCCUCGGGGUGAUUCCAAGAGCACUCAUGCCGCUUGAGAUAUCCGGUGCUAGCGUUGGAGAAGUAAAGAUUGUCUCCGACAUGCACGAAAGGAAAGCUGAGAUGGCACGGCAAGCUGAUGCCUUCAUUGCUCUUCCUGGAGGGUAUGGAACAAUGGAAGAGUUGUUAGAGAUGAUAACAUGGUCACAACUUGGAAUUCAUGACAAACCAGUUGGAUUGCUAAAUGUUGACGGUUACUAUGACCCAUUGCUCAUGCUAUUUGAUAAAGGGGCGACGGAAGGUUUUAUUAAGCAAGAUUGCAGAGAUAUAAUUGUCUCAGCGCCGACCGCCCAUGAAUUGCUGAAGAAAAUGGAGCAAUAUACUCGAUCACACCAGGAGGUCGCCCCGCGGACAAGCUGGGAGAUGUCAGAGCUGGGCUAUGGAAAAGCACCGGAGUCGUAGCAUACACUUGCCCAAGAUGACAUCGUUCUUGAAGGAUGUUCUUCGUCUAGCGUUUAGUGUUACUGGGCAUUGGCUCUCAAGUAUCAUCUUUUGACAUAUCUUUUUAGUAGCCAUUCAUGCUACUUGUGCGCUCAAAAUUCUUAUUUCAUCUGGGAAAAAGAGUAUAAGAAUUAUAUGUUCUUCAACAGUAACAGUGUUGGCGAAUGGAUAGGUGGCUACAAUAGUACUUUGUUCGCGGUGGUUACAAUAAUACACGUUGUACAAUGAGAAAUAUAAUGUUACUGUUGUUAUGUGUGGUUACCAUUA